CGCGAUCCAACUCACCCAGCACUCUCCUACUACCGAGCUGGCAUACGAACCACGGCUGUCUUCUGCAUCAGUUCCGAGGUCCUCUUCCUCGUCGGGGUGUUGCUGCGUGUUGAAGAUGCGUCUCGAGGCGUGCCUUCCCCGUCUGCCGGCUCCGCGCAAUACCACACUGGCAGCAUUUCCCAAUACCGCUACCGCUGCACCCAGCGGCCUUUUCACCAUGCGUCCACGCUAUCCACACAGCGGCGCCGUGGUGCUACAAAAGAUGCUGCCUUCCUCUUGCCGUGGACUCUCUCAAGCCAACGUUGCAAUCUACACACGUCUUUGCAUUCCCACAAGCACUUUACAACUCUGACGCUAUCUUGCUACGCUCAAGAUCCAUGAAUCGCCCACGGGAGGAGACUGGUGGAAGGCGUGCACACCGCCAGCGUGUUGACUCUACUCGCAUGCCCAACACCCCCUCGGACGGACUACAACACAGCGCGUCAGAGUCUGCAUAUGCAAUGCGCCAAACCCACAGGAACGCAAGUACACUCCAUGGUAGCCGUGUGCUCGUCUCAGACCGCCAUGCUCCAAGCCCCCAAGCCCCGCCCAUUCGAGGCACGGUGCAGAAUCCACGAACCGCCCAGCCCCAUCACGAUGCGCGCAGGCAACAGACGCCAUACUAUUACGACGGAUACUCGCGCACCACCAGGCUUCGUGCAACGAAUCCCGAUCCUACGGUCCCGCGCCCCACGUUUCGCCAGCUGGCUGCGCUCCGAGGCGAGCCUGAUGCUAGGCCGCGACGCUUCGACAGGCCUGUCCGGGGACUUUGCGUGGUGAGCUCGUUGGAUGUGGCGGUUGAUCCUCCUGCUGAGCCGCGUCGGUCACCCUCCGGAGCGGACGGGGACGCAAAGCCACAACAGGGCGUGGAGUAUGGUCGAGGGCAGGUGGAGUAUGGUCUCGGGCAGGUGGAGUCUGGUCUCGGGCAGGUGGAGUCUGUAGCGCACCAGCAGAGGCGCGAGGAUACUCCGGCGCUCAUCGAUCGCGGGGCGUGUACUGGAACAACGCAAGAUUCCACUGGAACUCGUUCCUUCGUCGACAGCUCGCGCGUGCAUACUGCCGCAAAGGGCUUUGCAUUGAUUCGCUUUGGCAGCGGCAGGCGGGCGAAGCUUCGUCGGGACUUCAAGGGCUUCCUCGGGAUCAAGCAUGACUAGACACUUGUGUGCAAUGACCGCAGCGGAAUUUUAUGAGUAUCGCAUCAACAUCGAGGCGCAGUGGGCUCUCAAAGUCGUCCGAGCCCGCAGAAUCGUUGCGCUGCUUCAGUGUCCACUGCUUA
This is a messenger RNA of Didymella exigua CBS 183.55, 1315 nucleotides long. RefSeq lists its product as uncharacterized. Lineage: Eukaryota; Fungi; Ascomycota; Dothideomycetes; Pleosporales; Didymellaceae. The record is from RefSeq and is a predicted model, not a curated record. The transcript has a single exon. The coding region runs from base 378 to 1193 and encodes 271 amino acids.